Durio zibethinus is the source of this 531-nucleotide messenger RNA. Lineage: Eukaryota; Viridiplantae; Streptophyta; Magnoliopsida; Malvales; Malvaceae. The record is from RefSeq and is a predicted model, not a curated record.
GCCCGUGUAAUUAUUUUUAACAGAGGUUUUUUUCCGUUGUCUUCCCCGAAUGAUAUAAGGACCAUUUCCAGUAAUCAAUCGAUCCCGAUAGGCUCAGAGUCGUCUAAAAUUUCUAGAGUUUUCGCAUCUAAGGAAGAAAAAUAAGCAGGAUCAAUUUUCUCUCAGGAUGUCGGAGCCACCAUUCAGACCUAGGGAGAAGCUUCUUGAGAAGCAGAAAUAUUUUCAAAGCAUCCACAAGCACACUUACCUGAAAGGACCUUAUGAUAAGAUCACAUCUGUUGCCAUUCCUGUUGCUUUGUUUGCAAGUUCCUUGUAUUUAAUUUUUAAAAAUGCCUAAGGUAAGGACAAACCAAAUCAAAUAUCCAGAUGGAUGGGAAUUGAUUGAGCCUACUCUUAAGGAGCCGGAUGCCAAAAUGAGAGAAGGUUGAUAAAUGAUAAUUUAUUUUGAUGCUGCAUAAUAGAAAAUUAAUUAGUUUUCUAGUAUUCUCUUGUUAAGCUUUCUCAUUAUGAACUUGCGGUGAUUUGAUAUUC